Messenger RNA from Drosophila busckii, 771 nucleotides. RefSeq names its product trypsin alpha-3-like. Lineage: Eukaryota; Metazoa; Arthropoda; Insecta; Diptera; Drosophilidae. Gene Ontology annotation, biological process: proteolysis. Gene Ontology annotation, molecular function: serine-type endopeptidase activity. The transcript has a single exon. The record is from RefSeq and is a predicted model, not a curated record. The coding region runs from base 1 to 771 and encodes 256 amino acids.
AUGGUAGCAUUAUAUUUUGCCUUAUUAACGAUUAGUCUAUGCCAAGCUGACGAGCCUCAUCGCAUCGUAGGCGGGGUUGAUACAGCGAUUAAAUUGCAUCCAUGGCAAGUUUCGCUGCAGCGAUUUGGAGUACACUUUUGUGCCGGAUGCAUCUACUCUACAAGCUUGAUAAUAACUGCAGCUCACUGCCUAAUACCCAAAUAUGUAAGCCCAAACAUUAUGCGCAUUCGCGCUGGUUCUUCGUAUCGCUCUGAAGGCGGUGUACUCCUCCAUAUGCUUACUUUCAAGAGACAUGAGAGGUUUGAUGACACAAGCAAGAUCAACGAUAUUGGCGUAGUGCGCCUAAGAGAACAUUUGGUGUUCAGCCUUACAAUACAACCGGCUUCGCUGGCGCUUUUGACGCCGAUGACUGGUGCCAAAGCUAACGUAACCGGCUGGGGAAAAACCAAAUUCAUGGGAAUGAAUUCCGAACGACUACAGCGGAUUGAGACGUUUAUUGUUCGCCGAGCGACGUGUGCCAGCAAUAAAUACGAAUAUGGCAAUAAAAUUAAACCUUCGAUGAUUUGUGCGUAUGCAAAAGAUAAAGAUGCUUGCCAAGGUGACUCUGGCGGACCUAUGAUUAUCCAUGGCGUACUAGUUGGCAUUGUAUCCUGGGGACAGGGUUGUGCUAAGCCAAGAUAUCCUGGCGUUUAUGCUAACGUCGCCGCACUGAGAAUUUGGAUAUACAAAGCAGACAGCGAAACAAAAUUUAAACAAAAAAAAUCGUCCUAA